AUGUCCAACGUCCAUGCCAACAUGUUCGGAGCUUCUGUGGGUGAUCUCGCAAUCGCUCGCAAGAGGCCUUCCCUUAUGUCUUUGCCUUUGAACCUCAUUGCUGCAAUUGUGGCGCAUCUAGACAAUGUUGCAGACCUCGCACGCCUCUGUCGCACAUGUCGCGUGUUGAAUUACAUGACUCUUCCCCUACUCUACAAAGAUCUUUCUCUUACUUCGUACGACAAGAUCAGGUACCGCGAUGAGAUCGCCGAAGGAUGCGGUAGUGCCAGCCCGUUUUCCAUGGCUUUAAACGCGGUGGUGACAAGGAACGUGGGUGGGCUGGUGCGAUCUUUAACAUUGCGAGGACAUUGGAGGGAAGAUGAAUUAGAGGAGCAUGCGAGAGUCGGGAGAGUACCAGACUCGUCAAUGAUGCUGAAUAUCGUAGUGAGGGCCGCUGUGGAUAAGAUGUCUGCUUUGGAAUCUGUCAGCUGGCAGCUUAACACGAAAAUGCUGGAGACAGUUUAUCAAGGUCUCGCACAGCUGCCUAAUUUAACCUCGUUGACAGUGCGGUUUCCAUCAAGUCGGCAUCCCCGACCGACUGCUGUUAUUCCGCCAAUGCCACAUCUACGAUGCCUUAAAAUCACCGAUAUCGACCCACUCUGUUACCCCGAUGAUAUCUCCACUUUACUCUAUGAAAGCAAAAAGCUUCGGGAGUUGGGAUUGCACUGGUCUUACCGCAUGCGGGAAGAACAAGAGGCCAGUGUCUCCCUUUCUGAUUAUUUCCGCAAGUGUCUUGCUGCUAAAUCGCCGUUGACCAUCAAAAAGAUAUCGUUCCAAAAUCUAUAUGCAUUCCACCGAGAGGAGGUUAUGCAUGCCCUGGACCAUUCCGUGCUUGAAGACUUAACCUUGUUUAACGCUCCAAAGGGUGCAGAUGAUAAUGUAUCUUUCGUGGAGUACAGCUGGCCGUUGCCAAAAUACGAGUUGAAAAUAAAAUCCCUUCGGUCUGAUCGUUUGGAUACAAGGAGCUGCGAGUUCUUGGCCAAGGUUACAGAAGUGGAACGGCUAUAUCUGGUGAACGGCUUCCGAAAUGCUGGAGAUUACAUCAACAGUCCCAGAAAUUUAUAUUCGCACUCCUCCACGAGCCCUACGCCAUCUUCUAGUGAUGUAUCUUCUACUAAACGAAGCGGAAAUGCAUCUGCUUAUUGCGGAUACCCCGCGUCUAGAGCGCAUACCGUCAAUUUCACAUCUCAGUCUCAUCAAUCCAUGUCUAAUUUUCAACCCUAUGUACGUGACUUAUUUGUCCAAACAAUCACCUCCACGCAAGGACCUAGACUCCGUCAUCUUCUCCUCCCUUCUCGAUGGCCUCUUCCGCCUGCCCUAAUCGGACGCCUUGUGCGUUCAUGUCCCAAUUUAGAGCAGCUUGCUCUAGCAACAGAUUUGUCCAGCAUGGAAUCAGUCAGCUUGCUACUCCCAUUUUUACUCAAACUUGUUGCUCUUCGACUCCUUAUCCCGACUUCCUAUGCCACCUCCGAUCCCAACUCAGGGCAAGGGAUUUUCAGUCGUGAUGCCCAUCUAUCGGCUCCAAAUGGGGAUGUCGAUGGUUACGGUCAACACCGAUUCUUCUCCUCCUCUGGGGAAGUUAAUUCACAAAUAAUCGCUCAAGUGGUUGAUAUGGAUGACCGCAUCCACAACGAAACAAUGGGCGCGUCGUUGGCGGAUAUGGAAUUAUUUGGAACAUUGAAAAUAAUCGGCCUCGGCUGGAAGGCAUGGGAGCUGGGCGAAUUGUAUACGAUUCCCCGCUCCGAAGCGACGCGCGAGUUCCGUUUUAUAGAGGCGCAUGCAAUUGCGUUGAAAUAUCAAUCUAUGACUGCUAGUCGUUCAUCUUCCUCAUGUCUAACCCCUGCAGGGGCGGGAGGGCCGCCAGAAGGGAACAUCACGAUUCCAGAAACUGGCCAACACGAGCGUCAGAAGACAUCAAAGACAUGGCCAACGACAUUAUCCUCGCUGGGAAAACGAAAACAGCCGCCAGAUAGUAACGGCGAUAGCAGAAAUAACGACAACGAUAAAUACGAUAACAUUAGCAAUCUCGAUUCGCCAUCCUCGCCCUCUCCUUCCCUCAUCUCAGCUUUCACGAUACCCACAAACCAACAAUUCCCACAGGCUCCGUCCCAAACCUCCCCUUCCUCUACAACGGCAACAUCCGUCACCCCACCGGCCGAAUGCCAAACCCAAGCGCAACCCACCAACCCCCUUAAAACACGUCUACAACCAUCUCCGCCUUCUCCGUUCGAACUCAAUCCGCCAUUCACUUACAAUAGCACUGGCGAGCUUGUAUCCCAAGAGACCAUCGCAGAAGUAACUCGUUGCAUAUUCACUGAGCAAACUAGAGAUUCCGAGAUGCUUUACCGACGCCGCGUGAAGCGGGUGGGGUGGGAAGUGCUGAAACAUUGGGAGAUUUGGGGGUUGGAUGUUCAGGAAAUUUGA
Paracoccidioides lutzii Pb01 is the source of this 2463-nucleotide messenger RNA. RefSeq lists its product as hypothetical. The transcript is spliced from 3 exons. The record is from RefSeq and is a predicted model, not a curated record. Gene Ontology annotation, molecular function: protein binding. Bases 1 to 2463 code for a protein of 820 amino acids.